AUGUCGUUGUGGCAAAAUUAUGGAUCAAAAGAGGCUCUUAAACUUGUUGUAAGGAUUACUGAUCUUUGGUUUGUUGGGACCCCCAACAAGUCUGAACAAGCGGAAAUGGUUAUAAUUGAUUCUCAUGGAGAUGAAAUUCAUGUUGUUUGUAAACAAGAUCAGCUAAAGUCUUGGAAGGCUAACUUGAUGAAAAAUUGUACUUAUGUCAUGCAUAAUUUUAAAGUCAUGAAGAAUGAUGGUCAAUUUAGAGUCUGUGAUCAUCAGUAUAAAUUAGCUUUUACUGGAGUUACUGUUGUAAGACAAUCUGAUUUGGAGGAUCUUCCUUUUAAAAGAUAUAAAUUUGUUGAAUUCACCAAUGUCAUUGUUGGACACUUCCAACCUAAGUUGUUGGUUGGUAAGUUCAGCUGCAAUUUGUUCAAUCGUGGCCAAAUACUGUCUUGCACUCUAUGGGAUAUUUAUUGCUUACAGUUCUUAGAGUACUUGAAUGAGGCUGAAAAUGAUGUUCCCAUCAUUAUUAUAUUGACCCAUGGCAUUAAGGUCCGGUCAGUUUUGGCACCUCGUGGCCAGGGGAGUUCACAGCUUUCAAGUUCAAGUCAAUUGUCAUCAAAGGAUGCAUUUCUUUCAAAAGUUGAGGCAAUGACCAUUUUUGAGAUUAACAACAUUUUUGAGUGCUACAAAAAAACUGAUGUUGAGACAGCGACAUUCACAUGCGCAUGUGGAAAAUAUAAUGAUCAACUUGUGCUAAGGUAUAGACUUGAGGUAGUGGUCAACUACAAGGAGGAAAGCACAAAAUUUUUGCUCUGGGACCGUGAAUGUACUGAGCUGAUUGGGCAAUCAGCUAAUGAAGUUAACAGGCUGGAAAUAGCAGAGGGUGAUGUUGAUUUAAAUGUUUCUCCUCAAGCCCUUGAUAAGUUGCUCGAUUAUGUCGUUGCAUUUAAAGUCAAAGUUCAACCAAAGUUUAACAAUGUUGUUGUUUUUAGAUACUCAAAUGACUUAGAUUUGAUCAAUGAUGUGGUGGACAUGCUGCCUGAUGUUGAGGCAUGUUCCAAGGUCCAUCUUCCUAUCCUUGACGCUGAUGAUCCUUCCCAACUUGAAUCUGCACAAAUUCGUCGUAGGGUUCAGACUCUCAAUCCCCUGAAUCAGAUGCAGAUGAUGCGUACCGCAAAAGACGUAGAGGAAGAGUUGAGAGAAGAUGAUGAUGACGCAGGCAAAUAUGGUAGCAAAAAAGGAGGGCGGGAUCGGUUGGGCCGGGUCAGCCUUUCGGAGCAGGAGCGGGUCAAACCCAAAAGAGACACAUCAUUCCAGUUGGGCCAACCCGACUCAAAAAACAGGAUCCAGUGGAUCUAA
Messenger RNA from Glycine soja, 1347 nucleotides. RefSeq lists its product as uncharacterized. The record is from RefSeq and is a predicted model, not a curated record. Bases 1 to 1347 code for a protein of 448 amino acids. The transcript is spliced from 9 exons. Lineage: Eukaryota; Viridiplantae; Streptophyta; Magnoliopsida; Fabales; Fabaceae.